GGAAAAGUAGACAGAAAAAAAGCUGUCACUGCGACUUAUUGAUGGGGACUAUUCACAAUAGACAUUCUUUUUUUUUUGCCUUGGUGCCCCAAAAACUUUUAUAAUUCUCUUAUUCUCUCUUUUUUCAUUUUUCUUCUUCUUUCAUAUUCAAGCUCGUGUUCAAACUUACAUUCAUCAUCCAUUCUCACAUCACAUUCAUUACACUUCACUAAACAUUGUGUAUUGUAUACUACUCUCCUAUUUCUAAUUCAUAUAUUCACUUUCAGUAUUAAUUCCUUAUUAAGAAAUCUCCAUAACCAUACCCUUGCGCCCAAGGCAGGCUGUCCAUAUCGGUGAUUUUACUUCUAAUCAAAACAGUGCACCUUUGAUCGUUCUCAUAAUGAGCUCUUCUAGCGACACAUCUACCCCCAACGUCGAGAACAUGUCCAAUGCUGAGCUAUUCCAGUAUCUCUUCAAAGCUGAGCUUGAUGCUGGUGAUUUGCCUGCUGCCUUAACUGAAGUGCUCUUCGAACAGGACCUCUCGACCGAAACAGUUUUCGACACUUAUUCUCCAUCUUCUUCGGCAGCUUCCACUGUUGCGCAUUCACCAUACACUUCUGCAUCGCCAACCGCUUCCUCACCCCACGGCGGCUCUCCAGUCGCUUCUAUUCUCUCAUACGACUCCCCUUCGCCAUAUCGCUGUGUCACCUCUUCUCCACAACAGCUUAACUUCGAACAAGAACAGGAGCAACAACCGGCGCAACAGCCGGAGCAACAACUGGAAUAUCAAAUUCAAAUGUUUCAACCUUUACAGCAGUACCCUGAAUUAUCGAUAACAUCUACCACAUCGUUGACAUACCCAACACGCUUGCCAUCCAACAUGUUUUCUUACAGGCAGAUCUCUCCUGAUAUGCCUCCUAGCAUGCCUUCUCCAUCGACACCGGCUGGUUUUGCAGAUACAUCUGAAGACCAAUUUUAUAGCUUGACGCAAGAAGCUACGGCUAGAGCAUCCUCCAGUACUAUGUCUACAGAGGAAAUGACACUUUGGCUGCAGCGCUUUCAGCAGGUCCAGAGGCUACAACAUCCCUCCACCUCUGAUACUCAGAAUCAUUAUGGAGACGCUGAGUGCUCUGCUCCGCCGUCUUCUCCGACAAUCAAGAACUCAUCCCUUUCCAACUUAUUAUCUCUCAAGAGGGAAAAACAUACUUUCUAUCCAUCGCCUCCUAUGAAAGACGAUGUUGACAUGGACAGCGAUUCGGACCAUGGAUCCAACCAAAAUAAUGAUUCUCAGUCCGAUCCUCUCAAGCCUAGUCCAAGCGAGCUCAAAAAAAUGACAAGUAAAGAGCGCCGUCAGUUGCGUAACAAACUAUCUGCUCGCAACUUCAGAGUGCGCAGAAAAGGUAAUAUAACAAUGCCUGAACUAUCUUCAGUCUCAAAGUGAAUUGUAUUAAAAAACCCCCUAUGGACUGAUCAUGUUUGAUUAUAUCAUUAAAUAGAGUAUAUCAGCAGCCUCGAAGUUCAAGUGAAGGAAGCUCGCAAAGAAGCC
This is a messenger RNA of Lobosporangium transversale, 1525 nucleotides long. RefSeq lists its product as hypothetical. The record is from RefSeq and is a predicted model, not a curated record. NCBI's taxonomy places the organism in Eukaryota, Fungi, Mortierellomycota, Mortierellomycetes, Mortierellales, Mortierellaceae. Gene Ontology annotation, molecular function: DNA-binding transcription factor activity. The transcript has a single exon. Bases 380 to 1420 code for a protein of 346 amino acids. Gene Ontology annotation, biological process: regulation of DNA-templated transcription.